Hymenoscyphus albidus is the source of this 2086-nucleotide messenger RNA. NCBI's taxonomy places the organism in Eukaryota, Fungi, Ascomycota, Leotiomycetes, Helotiales, Helotiaceae. The record is from the annotation of a GenBank genome assembly.
AUGUCGCAAAAUAUAGAGUAUCAACGUUUUCGACGUGGUGAUAGCUGCACCGAGGAGGGGUGCAGGUCCCGAAAGUACUACCUCGAAAAUGGCAGAAAAUUCUGUCAGCGAGGACACGAGCAAGCUGUUAGUCCCCAUCACGACAACGCAGUACCGGUACUUUGUUUGACAGGAAAUAGGGCUUCACGCAAACACAGCAAGACGAGGAUGAUUGGAAUACUCAAGGGAAAAAGUCGCGAAAGCAGAAAGAGCAGAAAGAACGCGUUGAGCGCAUCUUGAGCGGCCAGGACGCCAUCGAUUUGUAUUUGCAAUGCUAUCAGUUGAUCCUCUGGAAACAAUGCAAUUGGCUUGUGAAUGAGAAGAGGUUUCCGUCUGAGCUUGAGACUGUGGUUAAAGAUCUGUGGGGUCUGAGAGUUGGUAAGCUUAUCAAGGCUGGGGAUAAGAGCUAUGGGUCGGUGUCUGGGACGUUCUUUAGCUCGGCGAGUGAGGCGGAACAUACUGAGAGUGAUGGCAAGAGUGUAUCUUCCAGACGGAGUCGAAGGAGUAUCGCGGGGGAUGAGAGGAUGCCGAAAUUGAUUGAGACGCUGGGUCUGUGCUAUCUGGGGAUGUUGCUCAUGAGGCUGCCAACGAGUCUAGGGGAUCUGUUCAGAUGGGCGACGAACGAGGAGAUGGUUUAUGCUCGAGCUGUAAGUUUGCUUUAUUAUUCUGCGCUUCCUUUCACGCAAGUUUAUUUUUGGAACCUUUUUCUAAUAUCUCACAGACGAAAGAGAUCCCAUUGGAGAUGCGGAGAAAACUUCCACCUCCCAUAGUUGCAUCAUUCGAUAUCAAGGCACCGUUGAGGGGAGAAAACCUUCAAACCUCUGUUAUGCAACUUGUUGAAUUCUACAAAACUCAGUUGAAUAUGAUCUUCCCCUCAAUCAACUACCCCCUCGUCAUGUACAAACAUAUUCGAGAUCUCGCCCUCCCCAGUAAGUUUUCCUCAAAAUAAAUAAACACCAAGAAACAAAAUAAUGACAUAGAAGCAGUCGAAAUAUACUCUGGUGCUCGACGUCUAUCAGAAAUGCUAGAAUCCGACUUUUCAUAUCCUGUGUCCUCCACAAAGAACCGCGAAGCAUCAGCCUACCCCGAACUCCAGAUCAUCAGCGCUAUCGUGGUAGCAACAAAAUUAUGUUAUCCGUUUGAUGACAUUGCCCGUCUACCAUACUCCGGAUCCGAUCCAACGACCAUGAAGCUUGACUGGACAACAUGGAGCGAGAUCAUGAUUCAAGGGCCGUCGAAGAGAUUACGGAGAGGGGAGGAAUUGAAGGUUACCGACAAGGAUGUUUUGAAAAUGAGUGAUGAGAAGAUUGAUGAUUAUCUUGAUUGGUAUCAACGGACUCGGAUUGAUGAUCGAGAUCCAAAGUGUAUGUCGUUGUCCCUCAUCCUCUCUCGUCUUCUCUUUCGUUUACUAACGCAAAUCAAUAAUAGUGGCCAAGCAAAUCCUUGAUUUCUUCCCACUCCAAGAUCUACCUCCUCGACUACCAGAUAAUGCAGAGUCAACAGAUCCCAUAAACUUACUGAAAAAAGUUCAACAGCAUCUCAUCCCCAUCCCACACAAAUCCGUCGGUGAUGGGGAUAAACCGGGCGUCAAACGGCCUGGAGAGUUUUACAAACGUUAUCGGUCCCCUGAAGAGCUACCCGAUACUGCAAAGGCUUUCUAUGAAUUGGCUGGUAAGAUUUCUUCUCAUGUUGUUGACGGGAUACGUGGCUAAAAAAGGAAUAGCUCAAAGCGCCGGUACCAGUGUGGAUAUGCUUGUCAAGAGCGUCUUUCAAGUGGAGGUUCGUUUGGAGAGGUGGCAUCGGAAUGAGAGGAGGAAUCGGACACAAGGGGAUCGUGAUGAGGAUUCUUCUUCUGAGGAUUAUUGAAUGUUGGGUUUGGUUGAGAUGUAUGAUGUCUAAGUGAAGUGGGCGUUAGGGGGAAAGAUCGUAAGAUACCCGAUGAGCAAGCGAGGUGUUUGGCAGGUUUCUUGACGAAAGUGAUAUACUUGGUCUGUGAAUGAAGGUAGUCUCAUUGUGAUAAGAUGAUUGUGCGAAUAAAAUUCUUAAA